CCAGCUUAUCAGUAGUCACAUGUAAUACAAGUGUACUUCUUCUCAACCACACCGUAGUCAUUCGCGAAAAAAUGAAGUGUAAGUUCGUUUGGGGUUUGUGGGCCAUUUUGUCACUCGUAUCCUGGCAGUCGGUAGAUGGUAAACCGCCCUAUCGGUCGGUCGACGAACGCGUUUCGCAGGAUCUUUGGCUGAGGCAUCGUUUCAAGCGGCAGUUUUCGCUCAACUUUGGUGCCACACACGAGGACGGUUACGGGACGGAUGUGAAUGCAGAAGCGCUGGCCAACCUUUGGCGGAGCAAGAGCGGAAAUACGAAGGUGGACGGUUCUGCGACCUAUACGCAGCACUUUGGUGGCGUGGCCGGAGACGGGCGUGAUUACCGAUUGAAGCUGAAGGUAGUUUUCACCCGCUAAGUACCGCGGUGGUGGACAAUAAAGUGUGUGACGUAAAAGGGCACAACCAACGGGUCACUAACUUUUUAGCCUGCGUCGCGUGGCCCUUAGUCAUGCGAUGCGGCCAUUUAUUUACAACACAAUACGAUCCUCAAUACGGUUGCCAUUCGCUACGAGAAAUGAAUAACUAGCCAAACGUCGCUCUCGCCACACGAUGAUACUCUACUUCAGCUCCGGCAGUUUGGCUGGUGGCCAUGUCCACUGGGUGGGUGGUGCUUGUUUGGCCAACGGUUCCCACGGCUUCCAGCCCAGCAUUUUGCGCGCCAACAUCAAUUCGUUUUCCGCCUGCAGGAUUAACUCUUCCACCUGGCCGCAGUUGAUCUUUUGUUCGAUCUCCAGCACGUUCGGUGUC
This is a messenger RNA of Anopheles bellator, 801 nucleotides long. RefSeq lists its product as uncharacterized. The record is from RefSeq and is a predicted model, not a curated record. Gene Ontology annotation, biological process: defense response to bacterium. The transcript has 3 exons. The coding region runs from base 72 to 410 and encodes 112 amino acids. NCBI's taxonomy places the organism in Eukaryota, Metazoa, Arthropoda, Insecta, Diptera, Culicidae. Gene Ontology annotation, cellular component: extracellular region.